This is a messenger RNA of Ziziphus jujuba (common jujube), 2116 nucleotides long. Its product is annotated as glutamyl-tRNA reductase 2, chloroplastic. The record is from RefSeq and is a predicted model, not a curated record. Gene Ontology annotation, biological process: tetrapyrrole biosynthetic process. The coding region runs from base 189 to 1814 and encodes 541 amino acids. Gene Ontology annotation, molecular function: glutamyl-tRNA reductase (NADP+) activity; NADP binding. The transcript is spliced from 3 exons. Lineage: Eukaryota; Viridiplantae; Streptophyta; Magnoliopsida; Rosales; Rhamnaceae.
UACCCUAUCCCAUCACCACCACUUUUGACAAUUUCCCUCAAAGUCUUCAACACCAUUAUAUAUACCCGCCUCUUCCUUUUCAUCGCCAAUUUUCGUUUUCCAAAAUUUCCGAUCUCUGAAUCUCUAGGGUUCAAGUUUCAGAGCUGUUUCGCUGCUUUCUCUCGCUCUCUACUUUCCGUUCACUUUCAAUGGCUGCGGCGGCUGCGAAUGGCUUCGCGGCUUCUUUUCCAGGCGCAAUGGCCGAUUCCAACACCACCAUCUCUUAUUCUUCCACUGCUUCUUCGCGUUCGCAAUUACGAAUGCUAUACUCUCCUACAAGAAGACUCCGCGCUCUAGUUUCCAAUAGAGGACCAUUGUUUACUCCAAGAUCGGAGUUUACUUACGAGAAUUCGAAGGCUCUUGGUGUUUCCGCUCUCGAGCUGCUCAAGACGUCCGCUGUUGACAGAUAUACAAAAGCAAAGAGCAGUAUUGCAGUAAUAGGACUUGAUGUUCACACAGCUCCAGUUGAGCUACGAGAGAAACUUAAUAUCCCAGAAGAACAGUGGCCGCAAGCCAUAGGCGAGCUCUGUUCCUUGAAUCAUAUAGAGGAAGCUGCUGUCCUUAGUACUUGCAACCGUAUAGAAAUAUAUGUUGUUGCUCUGUCUCAGGAACGUGGGGUUAAAGAGGUGACUGAAUGGAUGUCAAAGAGAAGUGGAGUUCCUGUUUCAGAGAUAUGCAAGCACAGGUCUUUGCUCUAUAACAAAGAUGCCAGCCAGCACCUGUUUGAAGUAGCUUCUGGACUUAACUCGCUUGUCUUAGGGGAGGGUCAAAUUCUUGCUCAGGUUAAACAAGUUGUGAAACUUGGAGAAGGAACAGCUGGCUUUGAUGGGAAAAUGAGGGAGCUCUUUAACCGUGCAAUCAGUGCUGGUAAGCGAGUUAGAUUCGAGACAAACAUUUCCUCUGGGUCAGUUUCUGUUAGUUCAGCUGCUGUGGAACUGGCCCAAAUGAAGCUUCCCAAAUCUUCUUAUGCGUCUGCUAGAGUGUUGGUGGUUGGAGCUGGCAAGAUGGGAAAACUCGUGAUCAAACACUUAAUAGCAAAAGGGUGUGAAAAAAUAGUGGUUGUCAACAGAAGUGAGGAGAAAGUUGCUGCCCUCCGUGAAGAGUUUAAAAAUGCAGAAAUAAUCUACAAACCCCUUUCAGAAACGCUAGCAAGUGCUGCGGAAGCUGAUGUAAUUUUCACAAGCACAAUGUCAGAAACCCCAUUAUUCUUGAAAGAACAUGUACAGAUGCUACCUCAUGUGGGUGCGGAAAUUGGACGCCGGCUUUUCAUUGAUAUUUCUGUUCCCCGGAAUGUGGAACCAGGUAUCUCAGAUCUUGAGACUGCAUGCGUAUACAACGUGGAUGACCUCAAGGAAGUUGUGUCUUCUAACAUGGAAGAUAGGCGCCGGAAAUCUAUGGAAGCUCAGGUGAUUAUCCAGGAGGAAUUAGGUAAAUUUGAGGACUGGAAAGAUUCUCAAGAGACAGUGCCUACCAUCAAGAAGUUUAGAGCUUACGUUGAAAAGAUCAGGGCUUCUGAAGAGGAGAAAUGUUUGUCAAAGAUGGGCGAUGAUAUAACAAAGAAACAAAAAGCAGCAAUCCAUGAUCUUAGCAUGGGUAUAGUGAAGAAGCUCCUUCAAGGUCCAAUGAAGCACCUCAGAUGUGACGCAAGUGGCAGUCGCGAUUUAAGUGAGACAUUAGAGAAUAUGCGUGCAGUAAAUAGAAUGUUUGAUCUUGAGAAGGAAACAUCUGUGUUAGAAGAAAAGAUUCGAUCUAAGAUGGAACAAGCCCAGAAGUAAGCUCUUUUGCAGCUGCGUUUUUCUCCUGCUCUAAUUAUACUUACACAGUAGAAUCAUAGAACAUUUUGUAUACCAAUUUUUUUUCUGACAUUUUACAAGAUUAAGUCAGUCCCUUUUUAUUCUUUGAUCUUCCUCAACCUAUAACCAUACAUGGUGGAAGACAAACCCAUUUUGAGAUGAGUAUUUGUAAUGUGUAGCAGAGAUGUCUGUAAUACUCAUUGACGUCGAUUUUUUGUAAUUAAAUUUACUGAUGAUUCAGAUUUUGAAUGCAAUCAAAUUUUACAAGAUUUCAAUCUCUUACA